CCCUACAAAAGCUCAGGGUUUCUAGCAGCGGCUUCUUCCUCCAAGAGUCUCGGUGCAGCUGAGGCCAGAGUUAAGGAACAGAAUCUUGCUGAGCCCUGCACAGGCCCUCACCCUGAGGUCAGGAAGUUUGGAGAAUGAGGCCUUUCAGCCCUGAGGUUUCUCUAGACCUGCCCUGUGCCACGGCAGCCCACCUGCUUCCCAUCUGCACCCUCUUCCUGAACUUGCUCUGCAUGGCCAAAGGCUCCAGGGACCCCCUGGUACCCAACCGGCCCUUCGCCACCAUCUGGAAUGCAAACACCCAGUGGUGUCUAGAGAGGCAUGGCGUGGACGUGGAUGUCAGUGUCUUUGAUGUGGUGGCCAACCCGGGGCAGACCUUCCGCGGCCCUGACAUGACCAUUUUCUACAGCUCCCAGCUGGGCACCUACCCUUACUACACACCUGCUGGGGAACCCGUAUUCGGUGGCCUGCCCCAGAAUGCCAGCCUGGCUGUCCACCUGGCCCGCGCGUUCCAGGACAUCCUGGCUGCCAUGCCUGCAUCCAACUUCUCAGGGCUGGCAGUUAUUGACUGGGAGGCAUGGCGCCCACGCUGGGCCUUCAACUGGGACACCAAGGACAUUUACCGGCAGCGCUCACGGGCACUGGUACAGGGGCAGCACCCUGACUGGCCAGCUCCUUGGGUGGAGGCAGCAGCUCAGGACCAGUUCGAGGGGGCUGCGCGGGCCUGGAUGGCAGGCACCCUCAGGCUGGGACAAGCACUGCAGCCUCGUGGCCUCUGGGGCUUCUAUGGCUUCCCUGAUUGCUAUAACUAUGACUUUAAAAAUCCCAACUACACUGGCCAGUGCCCACCAGGCAUCCGUGCCGAGAAUGACCAGCUGGGGUGGCUGUGGGGCCAGAGCCGUGCCCUCUACCCCAGCAUCUACCUGCCCGCAGCACUGGAGGGCACGAAGAAGGCACGGAUGUUUGUGCAGCACCGUGUGGGUGAGGCAUUCCGUUUGGCCGUGGGUGCAGGGUACCCUGAUCUGCCAGUGCUGCCCUACGUCCAGAUCUUCUACGACAUGACUAACCGCUUUCUGCCCCUGGAGGAGCUGGAGCACAGCCUGGGGGAGAGUGCAGCCCAGGGGGCAGCAGGAGUGGUGCUCUGGGUGAGCUGGGAGAACACAAGAACCAAGGAAUCCUGCCAGGCCAUCAAGGAGUAUGUUGACACGACACUGGGGCCCUUCAUCCUGAAUGUGACCAGUGGGGCUCUUCUGUGCAGUCAAGUCCUGUGCUCUGGCCAUGGCCGUUGUGCUCGGCGCCCCAGUCACCCCGAGGCCCGCCUCAUCCUCAGCCCCACCAGUUUCUCCAUCGAGUCCACGCCUGGUGGUGGGCCUCUGACCCUCCGAGGUGCCCUCUCACUCAAGGAUCGGUUGGCUGUGGAGUUCAAAUGUCGCUGCUACUGUGGGUGGACGGGAACAUGGUGUGAGCAGUGGGGCAUGUGGUGAUUGGCACAUGCACACAUUGAGUACCUAAUGCAAUCUGGACCUGGCUACAGCUUUCUCAAGUACAGGCACAGUCACAUGAGUCAUGGUCACAGUCAGAAGUACACUCAGGCAUUGUCAUGAGCAUAUGCUAGCCCAUUCACACCUGCUUACAGACCAAGAUAGUUGCAUAAGGAGUUAGAGCCUUGGGCACCCACCCAGCAGAGUUAAAAAUAUUUCCUCCAGAGACAUUGAGCCAGUCUUUAAACUGCAGCAAUCACAAGAACUGACGCUCUGGACUUCCCUGGCGGUCCAGUGGUUAAGACUCCGUGCUUCUACUGCAGGGGGCGGGGGUUCGAUCCCUGGUCAGGGAACUAAGAUCCCGCAUGCUGAAAGAAAGAAAGGGAGGGAGGGAGGAAGGAAGGAAGGAAGGAAGAGCUGACAUUCACUGGGUGCCUACUUUUUCCGAGUCCUGUGCUAGGCAUUUUAAGUACUCUAACUUAAUUGUGCAAUCCUAACAUGACGCUAUGAGGAAACUGAGGCACACACAGGGAGGGUAAGCACUUUACCCAAGGUUGCAGACAGAAAAUAGAGCAGCUGAGAUUCAAACCCAGGUGAAUCUGGGUUUGAAUCUCUACCCUCUACCUCUACCUCUAUAGCGAUGGAGCCCUUUGGCUCCUACUAUAUGUCGACGGUAAUCAGCCCUGUACUGCAGCCUGAAUCCGUUCAGAGGUAACAGCCUCACAAAUAAAGCAGACAUGAUUCUAA
Delphinapterus leucas (beluga whale) is the source of this 2225-nucleotide messenger RNA. RefSeq names its product hyaluronidase 1 (gene HYAL1). The record is from RefSeq and is a predicted model, not a curated record. Gene Ontology annotation, molecular function: hyalurononglucosaminidase activity. Gene Ontology annotation, cellular component: cytoplasmic vesicle. NCBI's taxonomy places the organism in Eukaryota, Metazoa, Chordata, Mammalia, Artiodactyla, Monodontidae. Gene Ontology annotation, biological process: hyaluronan catabolic process; carbohydrate metabolic process.